GUCCGAUCGUAGAUCCAUGUAAUUUAUUUAUUAAAAAUCUUGAUGCCAAUAUUUCCAGUAGCGAUUUAUUCAAUCAUUUUAGGAAAUUUGGUCGUAUUAUCAGCGCACGUGUCAUGAGAGACCAGGAUUCUGGAAAUUCAAAAGGCUUUGGUUUUGUUAGUUAUACUAAUGCUGAAGAAGCUGAUAAAGCGAAAAGUUACAUGCACGGCAAGACUCUUGGAACCAAGCAAAUUGUUGUUAGACUUCAUGAACCAAAGAAAUUGCGUGAGGCCAAAUUGGCUAAUCAUUUCAAUGGCAGUCCUGCUUCUCCAUCUGAGAGUCGCGCUCCUUCCAGGCGUAAUUCAGACUUUUACAAUAUUAAUACUAUUAACGAAUUUGGUCAGGAAGAUCUUAGCGGGUUGGCUCCAAAAGCGCGUAGAGAGGUUUUAAUGUCUGAAUUACAAAAAAGGUUCAAAUCCAUCCCCAGUGUCCCAAUUGAAGAAGUUAGUUCGAUCAUUGAUCAUUUGUUAAAUUCGAAGGUUCCCGAAGUUCUUCAAAUCCUUAAAGAUGCUAGUCUGUUGCAGCAAAAGAUUUCCGAAGCCAGAAGCUUCCUUAACGAGAAGAAACGCCGUGGUAUUACCCCAUCACAAAGGGAAAAAUUCCUUAAAGUCAUCAACAGUAUUUGUCCUCGUAAUUCUAAUGAAAUUCUCGACCUUCUCAUGACCUUAAGCGCAAAGGAGAGAACGUUAUGUUAUUUCAAUGCUGAAUAUCUCAAUAAUAAAAUCGUUGAAGCCAAUUCAGCAUUGGAAGCUGUCAUUAAUGACGAUGAUACUUCCACAACAUUUAAGCCUUUGAUUUCUGCUGAUAUUAGUCCAGUUUCUACCCCUCCAACUAUUAAAUCAUUGGAACCUAUGGUUCCUCAUUCUGUAAGAUCAGAGAUUCCUGCUUCCGUCAGUAACGGAAUUCAUACUCCUGAAUAUAAGGAAAUCGAAGAGUUUAUGGAUAACCUUAGGAGCAAACCAAUUCAUGAACAAAAACAAAAACUUGGUGAUAGAUUAUUCCCCAAAGUCAAGGGUAUUGGGCUUAAGAGUGCUACAGCUAGUAAGGUCACUAUCAACCUUCUGGACACUGAUAAUUUACGCGAACUGGCUCAUUCUAUGAACGAUCCGGAAAAAUUCAAAGAAAAAGUCGCAGCUGCCGCAAAGAAAGUUGUCCCUUCUAAGUCAACCUGA
Messenger RNA from Funneliformis geosporum, 1211 nucleotides. The record is from the annotation of a GenBank genome assembly. NCBI's taxonomy places the organism in Eukaryota, Fungi, Glomeromycota, Glomeromycetes, Glomerales, Glomeraceae.